Messenger RNA from Cynara cardunculus var. scolymus (artichoke), 816 nucleotides. Its product is annotated as caldesmon-like. Bases 1 to 816 code for a protein of 271 amino acids. NCBI's taxonomy places the organism in Eukaryota, Viridiplantae, Streptophyta, Magnoliopsida, Asterales, Asteraceae. The record is from RefSeq and is a predicted model, not a curated record. The transcript has 2 exons.
AUGAAGUCCAAGGAGAUUAGAAGAUCGUACAGACGUAUACACAAGACACUAGAACCAGUGUCUCGAACCCCGUUACGCAUAGGAACAGUCGAGGAAGAAGAGAGGACUGAGGAUACAUCAAGGCUUCAAGCAGAGGGUGAGACGGUGAAAGUAGGUGAAGAGAAGAUGAGAGCAGAGGAAGAAAGGGUGCGAGUGGAGCAAAAGAGAGCAAAAGAACGAAAAAUAGAGGAGGCAAGGAAAAAGGGAGCUGAGAGGGAGAAAAAGAAAAAGGAAGAAGUAGCGCGAGCAGAGCAAGAGAGAUUGGCUAAGCUUGCUCGUGCUAGAGCAGAGGCAGAGCAAGCAGAAAAAGCCCGCCAAGCAGAAAUCACUCGUUUGAGUGAAGAGGCCAAACUCAUAGUAGAAGAAGAGGCUCGUCAAACCUUGGCUCACUCCUCUAGUCCAAACCAAGGGUUGACCAUGAGCACUACGAUGAUGCUGCACGGUAUUAUACAAGUGAAGAAAAGCGCCAUGAAUGCUUUGGGUGACAGACUCCUACAGAAGGUGGCAGACUUCACUACGGAUUUCAAUAGCAAAGCCACAAAAGCGGCAAAGGACAUAAACGAUACUCUUCUCCGAUUCAACUAUCGCUUAGACGAUGAAAUGCGAAAGGUUGGCGUUGAAGUCGACGAACUCCUCAAGACCAUAAAGGAGACGAUCAAGACAAUGCCUCGAGCAGAGGACCAGAGGGAUCUAUCUCCAUGUGCUGAACCGUCAAAGAGGAGGCGACUUGACGAUGAUGAAGAACCAGACGAGUCUGGUCCUCAAAAUUUUCAAUAG